Messenger RNA from Cavenderia fasciculata, 4698 nucleotides. It is a transcript of the gene tsuA, whose product is annotated as Rab GTPase domain-containing protein. The transcript has 7 exons. The record is from RefSeq and is a predicted model, not a curated record. Bases 1 to 4698 code for a protein of 1565 amino acids. NCBI's taxonomy places the organism in Eukaryota, Evosea, Eumycetozoa, Acytosteliales, Cavenderiaceae. Gene Ontology annotation, molecular function: protein kinase activity; ATP binding. Gene Ontology annotation, cellular component: cytoplasm. Gene Ontology annotation, biological process: protein phosphorylation.
AUGACGGGUUGUGUCGAAAAAACCUUGUUUUCUACUAUCUAUCAUAAACACGAAUUCUACAAGGUUAUUCAUCAAUCACCAUUUAUUAAAGUUUUAAAAUGUCGAAAAAAGUAUAGUUAUCAAUAUGUUAAUAUUAAAUGUUUUGAUAAAAAGGCGAUUGGUAAUACAUUGAUUAUUAAAGCAUUGGUGCAAGAGAUUAAUAACCAUCGAUUGGUAUCAUGGCAUCCAAACAUCAUUCAAAUACUCGAAUUCUUUGAAUCUUCGACCGAGUUGUGUGUGGUCACUGAGUGUUGCUACGGCAACUUGGGUACGGUGCUGAGCGAGGAUGCAGAGGGACUGCCAGAGAAUCUGGUGCAGCUGAUCGCUCAACAAAUAUCGAGUGCACUCUACCAUCUCUUUUCCAAUCGAUACGUUCACGGUGACAUCCAUCCUUGCAACUUUAUGAUCACUAGUGAUGGUAUCGUCAAACUAUCAGAUAAUCUAAACUUUAAACUUGGUCAAUUACAACAACAAGUUCAACAACAACAAAUUCAACAACAAUCACCUGAUGACUUGUAUUUAUUUGGUCAUUCUCUAUACGAACUAUUAACUACAAAAGAUGUUAAUAAUAAUGGUGGUGGGCACAAUGUCAAUUUAACAAAUCUAAAUGGAAUAUUUUCAAAUGAUUUAUUGAAUCUAUUACAAGUAUUGUUGAUAACAAACAACAAUAAUAGGGAUUCUGAAAAGAAAUUGGGAUGGUCCGAAUUAAUCAAUCAUCCAUUUUUAAAUACACAUAAUGUCAAGGUUCAACAACAACAGCAACAACAACAACAACAACAACAAACUCCUCACCACAAUUCACAGCAAUGGAUGCAAUUAAAACAACAAAGAAGACAUAGUACCAAUUCAUCAGCAUCAUCAUCUAGUCCACCAAAAUCAGCCAAACCUCCAACACCACCACCUCCAGUCCUAUCAUCAUCCAGUCCUUUGAUCAAUGGACACAACAAGGAAAGGCCACCCUCAUCUUCUAUUAGUAAUAGUGGUAGUAAUAGUUUUAAUAAUAAUAGGCCGACAACAUCAUCAUCAUCAUCAACAUCAUCACCACCAAUAUCAAUCCAACCAACACCAAAUAAUAGUAGUAAUAGUAUUUCUACUUCAAUUAUUCAAUUAUCACCAAAACAAAUAUCAACAAAAUCACCAAUCAUAUCACCUCAACAACCUUUGAUCAAUGGUUCAAAUUCUUCUUCAAUUAAAAAGAAAUCAGUCAAUGGUAAUAAUAAUAAUAAUAGUAGACCACAAACACCAUUAUUUAUUAGUAGUAGUUCAGUAUAUGGUACACAGAUCUCUGUAUCUUCACCGACAUCGAAUGGUACACCAAACAAUCCAUUCAAUAUUCAAAAUAGACCUAAAUCAUCCAAUUCUAUAAACUCACCUCCUCAAUUGCAACAACAACAUCAUAUAUUGGCAAGACCAUCUACACCAACACGAUAUUCAGUCCCAACAUCUCAACAACUUUUACAAUCACCAAAGACUAGUCAUGGAAACACACCUUUGAUCUUGCCAUUAAAGACACCUCCACAAUCACAAAAGGAGGUGUUGAUGAUUGAGAGAUUGGACAUUUCCAACGAUCCAACUGGCAAUUCGUUUGUCUUGCCAUUUGAAUCACGAGAUUUUUGGGUGCAACAAGAAACGAGAUCAAUCCAUCAAAGCAACAAUACACAAAUGUUAAAGGACAAAUUAUUGAUUCAAAAACUAAUCUAUCAUUUGCAAGCUAGUUGUUCAUCUCCAUUGGAUGAAAAUAAUCCAAUUGAUCUAAGUUCAAUUGGUUGUAUGUUACGAAUUUUAAUUAAUUUAUUUCAACAACAAUGUAAUAAUAAUGGUCAAAGUGGAGGUCAACAAUCACCACCACCUUUUUAUUCUUCAUCAUCCUCUUCAUCUUCUUCAUCUUCAUCAUCAUCUUCAUCUUCAUCUAUUUCAUCAGUAUAUGUAGCAUCACCUGUAUUAUCACCAACCAAUGACACCAAUAUACUAUUUAAAAGAAAUAUAUUUUUCAUUUUAAUUGAAUCCAUGACACAUAUCUUGACGGAAUUACAACAAAUACAACAUCCAUUGCAACAACAAUUAUUACAACAACUUUUAGCUGAAAUGUGUAAUUGCGUAGGCGCCUAUUUUGAAUAUUCACCAUCACUUUUAAAUAUUCUAUCAUUUAAUUAUUUUAUUAAAGAUCAACAACAACAACAGCAACAGCAACAACAACAACAACAACAACCAAAUCGACCAAUCACACCCAAUUCACCAAAAAGAUUAAAUCAAUUUCAAACUAAUCUUUCAAUUCAAUUUAAUUCACCUGUACAAAUUAUCAAUUAUCUAACAAAAUCAAUUUCAAAUUUUAGUUUUAAUAUUCAAAAUUUUAUAAGAAGUUUUUUUAAAAAGAUUGGAGAAUCACCAAUACAAUUUAAUGAAAUUUAUAAGAGAAUUUUAGAACAAAGUGAUAUAAUCAAUAAUCUUUGUUUGUAUUAUCAACAACAACAAGAAAUGUUUACCAGAAGAGAAGAAGAUGAUCAAAGACCAUUGAUUGUACAAUGUUUUAUUGCAUUCUUAUCAACCUCUACCAAUAAUAUUUUGGAAUUCCCAUUGUAUUCAUUUUCACAAACAUCCAACCUCCAAUCCAUUCUCAAUCAUUCCAACAAUCUAAUCUACCAAACUGCUUGUAAUACAAUUGGUGAUGGAUUGGCCAAAGAAGGAAUCAUUCAACACUUUUACGAGACCAUGCAAGAUCAAGACCACCGAUACAAUAUCUUGCAAUUGAUCCUACAUUGUUGUAGAUCGUCUCGUUUGUUUGCUGAAUUGAUCAAUCGUAUGGAAGCUGAUAUCUACGAUUCUAGUAUGCAAGGACACCAACAAACUUGUUCACUAUUGGAUCAUCUAUUGGCACAAGACAAAUUACAAUACAAUGAACAAUGUAUUAUUGUAUUGAUUCUUGGCACUGUUGUCACUCAGAUACCAGAGACUAUCCCAUGGAUCAUCUCUUGUGAUUUGGAGCUAUUGGUUAAAAAGUUUUUUGGCAAUGCAGCCAAUACACUAUUGUCUUCGUGUACCUCUUAUUUCCUUGGAUCGUUUUUAUCGGUAUCUAUCGAUAUUGAAAAAAACUAUCUCCUAACCAACAAUGAAUUGUUGAUUGAAACAAUCGAUCAAGUAUCUCAAGCCAUUCCACUUAAAUAUCUUAGAAAGUUAUUUUCAAAUCACAUUCAACAACCUGCCGCUGCCGCCGCCACUCAAACACAUAAAAUGACAACGAUUAGAAAUAUUGAAGGAGGAUGUAUGGGAAGGCCAUGUAUAGGUCAAUUGGAUGGAAGUGUAUCAAUUCUACUUAGCCUCUUAAAAAGAGGAGGACAUGAGUUUCUGGAAGAGUUUUUGGAAUCUGGUGUUUGGGAGAGUAUAUGUCAUCACUUGCAUGCAGCCGUUACCAAUGGCAAUUUAGAUGGAUGUAAAGAAUUAUCCCCAUUUGGUGUCAUUCAUUUGUUACGUGUCAUCUAUGAUGUACUCUCUCGAAACUCUAAUCAAAACCUUUCAUUCCUCGUAAAGAAUAACUUGUUGAUUAGUCUAUGUACACUAUUGGAACCAAAACAUUUGGAAAAGAUUAGAAAUGAAUGGUCAUCUAUUCAAUUUGGUGGUACAAGUGGUCUUGCAACUCUAACUCAACAAAUUAUUCAUAUUCUUUAUCUUCCAGAAAAACAACUUUUAAACAAUAAUAAUAAUAAUAAUAAUAAUAAUAAUAAUAAUAAUAAUAAUAAGAAUUCUGGUAAUGGUAAUAAUAAUCAAGAAGAAACAAAUCCAUUACAUACAUUGAUAAGACAUAUUAUGUUGGAUUAUAACUUGAUUCAAAAUAUCAUUUUAAUUAUUCCUCAAUUACCUUUGGAAUCACUUGAAUAUCCAAUCAUUCUUUUAUCAUCAUUGGUAAAUGAUAGUAAAUUCUCUCAACAAUUUAUUGAUAAUAAUGGUUUAACUUUAAUUAAUCAAUUAUUAAGUCCUGAAAAGAAAAAUUUAAAUACAAUUAUAAGUAAUACAUUAUUAAUAUUAAAUCAAUUUGUAAAGAAUGGUAAAGAUCAUUAUCAAUCAAUAUUAAAAUCAGAUCUAUGUACUUGGUUACCAAAAUUAUUAAAUCAUCAUGAUUCAUCAAUUCGUUCAAAAGCUUGUACUUUAAUUGGAAAUUUAUUUAAAUUUGAUUCAACUUUUUAUUCAAUCAUUUCAAAAUAUGGAAUAAUACCAAUAUUAAUUGAUAGAUGUAAUGAUGUAGAUAGUAUAACAAGAAAAUUUGCAUGUAUAGCAAUUGGUAAUUCAGCAUUUCAUUCGGAUGAAUUGUACGAACAAUUGAUACCGGCAAUCGAUGCAUUUGUUUGUAUUUUGGAUAAUCCACAGGAAGAUGAAAAGACUCGAUCCAAUGUAGCAGGGGCUAUAGGUAAUAUGGUUAGAAACUCUGAUCUUCUUUGUCCUCUUUUACUAGAGACUGACGUAUUGACAGUCAUGUUUAGACAUUUGGACAACCCAUUGUUGAUGAAGAAUCUAAUCAUAUCACUUGGCAAUUUCAGUGUCUACCAGGAAUGUCGAGAUGUCAUUUGUAAUGAAUUCCAUCUUCAAGAUAGACUAGAUCAUUUACAACACAACAAUGAUCCAGUUUUAAUUAAAUAUAUUCAAAAAAUUAAUAAUAUUAUUAAAUAA